Messenger RNA from Lates calcarifer (barramundi perch), 2498 nucleotides. It is a transcript of the gene camk2n1a, whose product is annotated as calcium/calmodulin-dependent protein kinase II inhibitor 1a. Gene Ontology annotation, biological process: negative regulation of protein kinase activity. Gene Ontology annotation, molecular function: calcium-dependent protein kinase inhibitor activity; protein kinase binding. Lineage: Eukaryota; Metazoa; Chordata; Actinopteri; Centropomidae. Bases 417 to 656 code for a protein of 79 amino acids. The transcript is spliced from 2 exons. The record is from RefSeq and is a predicted model, not a curated record.
UCAAACCCGGAUGGAUGACUUCACCGUUCUGCCUGGGUUUCCUUUAUGAUCCCGGGAUCUCCCACUUCCCUCACCAGACAUCAUCCAGCAACACAGGCGAACACAGCUCCCUCUCUUGCACUCUUUCUCUGUCUCUCUCUCUCACACACACAGGCAUAACACCGUGUCUACCUGCAGCUGCAACACAUCCAGAGACCACAGAGAGACCAACAGCAGCACUCGGACCUCAGACGGUGGCCCCUCUUCAUCCACAACAACUUACACGCUCAGAGAGGAUCCCAGCAGGAGAGACACCAUCCGCUGCAACUCGCGCAUAAAAAAGGGGAUCUACGGCCGAGCCAACCGAGGAAGACUUUUUAUCUACUUUUUUUGUAUUUAACCUCCAGACGCCGGCGCCCAUUCUCCGCUUUGCCACAAUGUCCGAGGUGCUGCCAUACAACGAGGGGAAAAUGAGCGGCUACGGGGCGGACAGCGAGGUCAGUCAGAUGUCCUUUAGCUGCGGACUGCAGGACACAAGCGCCUUUUUCGCUGCGUCGCAGGCGAAAAGACCCCCAAAGCUUGGACAGAUCGGCAGAGCCAAGCGAGUGGUCAUCGAAGACGACCGAAUAGACGAGGUCCUGAAGGGGAUGACAGACAAGUCUUCACCCGGCGUUUAAACAUGAACGAUGCCUUGCAGACUUUUUUAAUUUUGAUCACCGAUUUGAAGCACUUGUCGGCUGUGCAUGUUCGAGGAUUGCGGGAGAAAACGGCGGCACGAAGCGAGGAUGGGAUGAUGGAAAGGGAAUGAAGGCAAAGGGCGAAGAGGGGAGAAAAAUGGAGAAAGGAAGAGAAAUAAGGAAGAGAGAGAUGAAGAAAGAAUGAGAAAAGGAAGAAAGAGAGAAAGAGAGAGAGAGAGAGACUCUGGAAAAGACCAAGAUUUAUCAUGGGAUUGCUGGCAAUUCUCCAAACGAAUCCCGAUUUUAACUACUGCUGCGCAGCAAGAUGUUGAGAUGGCGGACACUGCUCUGUAUCUCAACCUCUGCUGACUUUAAAUGAUGGAUGAACUUGUCAUUACUUCACGACCAUCUCUUGUUUUUUCCUUUCCAAAAGCGCUGUAAGCAACAAAAAUACUGCAACUGGAGGCUGAAGUUAAAUCCCAGCCCUAUUUCAAUAAGUUGUACAGUAGGUAGGCUAAGCUUUCAGACAACCCCCCACCCCCCCUCCUCCUUUACACCCCCACCCUUCCACCCCUUUUCCCCCUUUAGGCUUUGCUUUGUUGAUCCAGUCGGCGACGGUGCAUUCAAGGGAGCUGUCCUUUCAGCACUGGUCCAAUGCAUUCCUGUUGCUGCUAACGCUUUUUUUUUUUAAAAAAAGAAAAAAACCAGACCAACCAAACUCUCGAGUCUACUAAAUAGAGGAGACCCAUUGUAUGUAAAAACAUAUAUCCGAGGAUGGUGCAAUGUUAAUAUUUUCUGUAGUAGAACCCCGUUUGUUUUUCUGGCCCUUAAACAGCAUUAGGCCACAGAUUAAAAGUGAACCACAGGCUACAUUCUUCUUCUUCUUGCAUUACCCAUCAGUGGUUAAAGGUGCAAGCUGGCACCUUCAUGUAGCUGAUUUACACCUGCACAUAUCUUGUUUCCCCCUCCCCUCUUUUUCUUUUUUUGUUUUGCAUUUUAAAACAUGCUCAGAUAUCUACAGAGGCCAGCAGAGAUGUGGAUAUUAUAGUAAAUGUUUAAAAUAAUAGUCAUGAAAUUGAUGGUAAAAAAUAUGCUUUCUAUAAUUUGGUUCUUUUCAUUUUCUGCAAUUAUUCGUGUUUCGUCUUCUAUAAAUUUAAAGGUUUUUCUCCAUCUAUUUGCAUGAACUUUCACUCCGGUGCCAACACAGGUGCCACCACUCUUACCCUGGCACGCUUCUUUUUAACAAAAGUCAUAUUUGUAUUUUUAUAUCUAAAUAUUUGUUAUUUAAAUGAUAUGCUAGUCUAUCGUCUUACAAUUCAUCAACAAGAAUAUUUCUACUUCAGAGAGGAUAUACAGAAUGAGACUAGGCUUCAUGGAGGUGAAUCUAAGAUUUUGGUGGACUGGUCUCAUUCUAUAUCAGAGGUCGGACGUUUUUUAAAGACUAACUGAAUGUGUCUGGGGUUUUUGCACACAUCAAUGUUAAACUAUUAUUAAGAAAUCGUAUACUGUGACUUGAGCUUCGUUGAUGAAUUUGUUAGAAAAUGGCAGUUUUAGAGUAUAUUGCACUGUUUACGAGUAUCCUCAAAUAACACGUUGUUAUUUGACCGAUUUUGGACAUUACAGUUUUUGUUUUUUAAUUUUGUUUAUUUUGUACCAUUAUUUUAAAGAAACUGGAUAUGGUUUGUUGUGCAUGAAACCUUAAUAUUUUCAAUAAUGAAACAUCGUUUUAUGAAGCAAAAAAGCAACAAAAAUGUCAUGACAUUCUAAGAAUGAGUCAUUGUAUAUUAUGAUGCCAUUUUCACUGUAUUUGGUGAAUUAAUAAAUGGUGAAAGAAAAUGUUAA